UUCGGGCGGCAAACACGCCCGUAUAGUCAGUCUCUACUCAACAAUUUCAAAAGCGUGAAGUUCCGUCCACCUCGUCGUCUCCGCGUCUGCCACCCACUCAACAACGCGGCGGCAAAUCGCGGCCGGUUGGCUGGCGAUCGCCGCCUCCUACCCCUCGCCAGCGGCCCGCUCCAGAAGCAAUGGCGCUGGACCUUGCCAUCGGGGGCUCGGCGGCCCGCAGGGCCGAGACCCAAACCCUAGCGCCCGUGUUGCUCAUGGGCCCGCCGCCUCCACCGCCGAUCCCGCCGAUGACGGGGAUGUACUUCGUGGGGCCCCCGACCACAGGGGCGCUCCUGCCGCUCCCGAUCCCCGUGGCGCUCCCGCACGAGGUCAUCAUGUACAUGGACGAGUGUCGGAGCCGCUCCCUCCUCAAGUUCAUUUCCAACGCGGGGAUUGAGCCUUCGCUAGAGGACGAGCGGAGGAGGGAGCGGGUAGUACGCGAGCUCGGCAAGAUAGUAAUGGAUUGGGCAAGGAGGGUGGCCUACGAGCAGGGCAAACAGCACUGGAUCACAUCAGCCACCGUGUUAACCUUCGGCUCUUAUGCCUUGGGGGCGUAUGGACCUGAAUCUGAUAUUGAUGUCCUCUGUAUUGGCCCUUAUAUUGCAUCACUGCAACACCAUUUUUUUGUUGUCCUACGACAAAUGCUCGAAGGGAGGCCAGAAGUAUCAGAAUUGCAUUCAAUUGAAGGAGCUAAGGUUCCAUUGAUGCGUUUUAAAUUCAAUGGGAUUUUAGUUGACUUUCCUUAUGUUCAACUCCCAGUGAUCAAUGCUGCAGAGGCUAUGCAUGCAUUUGAUCCCCAUGUGCUAGAGAAUGUGGAUGGGCCAAGCUGGAGAUGUCUAUCUGGAGUCCGUGCUAAUAGACAAAUCAUUCAAUUAGUUCCUAAUAUGAAGAAAUUUCAAUAUCUAUUGCGGUGCCUCAAACUAUGGGCAAGAAAAAGAGGACUUGAUUGCCAUCUACUUGGCUUCUUUGCUGGAAUUCAUUUGGCUAUUCUUGCUGCAUAUGUUUGCCGCAGACAUCCAAAUGCUAGUAUAAAUACUCUGCUGUCUUUGUUCUUCGAUAUUUUUGUUCACUGGCCGUGGCCUCUUCCAGUGAGUUUGCUUGAUCCGCCAGUUCUUUGUGGGGGUCCUGAUGGGUGCUCUCUCAUGCCCAUAAUGUUGCCCUGUAUUCCACCAGAAUUUUGCUCCUCUAGUACAACAGAAAGUACUUUCAGCAAAAUCAAAGAAGAACUUCGGCGUGGUUAUGCUCUUAGCAAGGAUACCAGAAGUACUGAUUCUGACUGGAGUUGGCUCUUUGCACCUUUUCCAUAUGGUGCAAGAUACAAAUGCUUUCUCCGCAUAGUUCUCUCUGCUCCGAUGGAAGACGAAUUGCGUGACUGGGUUGGAUGGGUGAAAUCACGAUUCCGCAAUCUUCUUCUCAAGCUGGAGAGUCUAGGUGUUUACUGUGACCCUGAUCCCUCAAAACAAGUUGAUCAUACCAUCACUGAUCCAAAUGUUGUAUUCUUCUGGGGUCUCAUCUACAGAAGGAGUAUUCAAAUAUGUACAAAUUCUCUCAAAGAAGAUUUCAUGAAAAGUGUCUGCAAUAACAUCUAUGGGAAGGAAAAAUGUGCCCAUUCAGACAUCACAAUGGCCGUUGUUGGGCCUCCCCAGCUGCCAAAAAAGUGUCUGUGAUCUCUCAGUUUACUCAGAAAAGCUGCCACAACAUAUGAUGGGGACCAACUAAUGAAGCAGAACUACAAUGCAGUCAGUUAGGCUCAGCUGUCAUAUUGCGUGCGAGCUUCGAUUGUGAAUAUUACAACAGUAAGAAGCCGCCGCUUCGAUUGUGAAUAUGACAACAGUAAGAAGCCGCCGUUGAAGUCAUUUUCAACAUCAGAUCAGGAUUUUUUGCUGCCCUUUUUAAGGGGCUUGUUCAUGACAUGGAAUGGGAGAUUUUUUUUUUGUGAAGUGUAGAACAAAUGCAGGAGGCUCCUAGGGUUCAAGCAUCCAGCAAAAUAGGGCCAUUCAAGCGACUUAUUCCUGUUAUGAGUUUUGUGCAGGUACAUGCAUAUUCAUGUACACAUCAUAGCAAUUGGAGGUAUGGUAUAGCUGUAUGUAAACUGUACGUAUAAUGUUUCCAGCAGCAAAAAUUGUGUAGAUUGCUUCCUGUUAGCACUGCUGCUGGGCACAGAUGCUGAGGUCGAUGUGGAGGAGAUUCUGAAUGGAAGCUAUACAUUCCAGGCUAGUAUGGAAGUGUUUUGGAUCGAUUCGAUGCACUUUUGCCUUAUAAGCUGCAAAAAAAAGUCUGUGUCCUAGAAUCCAAGGAUUCUCAUGGUAAUGAGUAAUGAUCAUGACUCUGAUGAAGAUAAAUGUUUACUCAUGCUAA
Messenger RNA from Zea mays, 2397 nucleotides. RefSeq names its product nuclear poly(A) polymerase 3. The record is from RefSeq and is a predicted model, not a curated record. The coding region runs from base 180 to 1706 and encodes 508 amino acids. NCBI's taxonomy places the organism in Eukaryota, Viridiplantae, Streptophyta, Magnoliopsida, Poales, Poaceae. The transcript has 10 exons. Gene Ontology annotation, molecular function: poly(A) RNA polymerase activity; RNA binding. Gene Ontology annotation, biological process: RNA 3'-end processing. Gene Ontology annotation, cellular component: nucleus.